Molecule: messenger RNA, 630 nt
Organism: Funneliformis mosseae
Lineage: Eukaryota; Fungi; Glomeromycota; Glomeromycetes; Glomerales; Glomeraceae
Source: the annotation of a GenBank genome assembly
AUGCAAUAUCCUAACGAACCGAACUUUGAUAGUUCUUUCACAAUUAUUUCACGUAAUUCUCAAGGCCAUAACGUUACAAGUGGCAAUGGCAUGCAAAAUCCUUCGACUUCUAAUGAUGAGUUCAUUUCUCACGUGGAAUUUAUACCGUUCAAUAGCGAGCAACAACAAAAUCGUAACGAUAAUACGCUUAUGCAAGUGAUGACCCCAAGUCAAGCUGUUCAGAUAAUUCAAAAUUUUCAAACACCACCUAUGGAAUAUCCUCAAGAGAGUGUUUGUAUGGCUAGACAUUCAUUCUAUUAUAGUCCUUGCAAUGAUGAUCAUAUUUAUCAUAUCAUCUGUGAAGAGACAGACUUUUAUGAAGUGAUUUCUCACUUGAUAAAUAAUUUCCUGUACUCUUCUCAUUCAACUCAUUCAUAUAUAUUUUACUUUCAACAACCUAAUGAUAAAAGAAUCUAUCAAGUAUCAUGUGAAAUGAUCAAUAUUUAUGUCGGUGAAAUCAAUCAAAAUGAACAGCAGCAACGUGUGGAAUUUUCUAAUGAACUUCGAGAAAAUCUCGAAUUUUAUUUGAAACAGAAUUUGAUUAAUUAUUUGGCACCAAAAGAUGGAUUAUUUAUGAACGAUGAAAUAUGA